This is a messenger RNA of Myotis lucifugus (little brown bat), 866 nucleotides long. Its product is annotated as immunoglobulin lambda-1 light chain-like. Lineage: Eukaryota; Metazoa; Chordata; Mammalia; Chiroptera; Vespertilionidae. The record is from RefSeq and is a predicted model, not a curated record. Gene Ontology annotation, cellular component: MHC class II protein complex. The transcript has 4 exons. The coding region runs from base 1 to 708 and encodes 235 amino acids. Gene Ontology annotation, biological process: antigen processing and presentation of exogenous peptide antigen via MHC class II; positive regulation of T cell activation; immunoglobulin production involved in immunoglobulin-mediated immune response. Gene Ontology annotation, molecular function: MHC class II protein complex binding.
AUGGCCUGGGCCCCUCUCCUCCUCACCCUCCUGGCUCACUGCACAGGAUCCUGGGCCCAGUCUGUGCUGACUCAGCCAUCCUCAGUGUCGGGGUCCCCGGGCGAGAGGGUCUCCAUCUCCUGCACUGGAAGCAGCACCAACAUUGGGAGUCACGUUGUGUCCUGGUACCAACAGCUCCCAGGAAAGGCCCCCAAAUACAUCAUCUGUAAGGAUAGCAGUCGAUUCUCAGGGGUCCCUGACCGAUUCUCUGGCUCCAAGUCUGGCACCUCUGCCUCCCUGACCAUCACGGGGCUGCAGGCUGAGGAUGAGGCCGACUAUUACUGCUUAGCAUGGGACAAGACUCUUAAUGGUUAUGUGUUCGGCGGAGGGACCCAGCUGACCGUCCUAGGUCAGCCCAAGUCUGCACCCUCCGUGUCUCUGUUCCCGCCAUCCGCUGAGGAGCUCGCCAACAACAAGGCCACACUGGUGUGUCUCAUGAGUGACUUCUACCCGGGCAGCGUGACGGUGGCCUGGAAGGCAAAUGGCACCCCUGUCACCCAGGGCGUGGAGACCACCAAGCCCUCCAAGCAGAGCAACAACAAGUACGCGGCCAGCAGCUACCUGAGCGUGUCCAGCCAAGACUGGAAGUCCGCCAGCGCCUACAGCUGCCAGGUCACGCACGACGGGAAGACCGUGGAGAAGACAGUGGCCCCCUCGGAGUGUUCCUAGGACCUGAGUCCCCACUUCUGGGGACACUUCUCCGUCAGACCCUCCCUUCCUCCCCUCCCCACUGUCCCCCUGCAGCUCCUGCCCUGGUCGCUCAGACUGGGCAGCUCGCCAUCCCUCCCCAUUUCCCCUUCUCCUGAAUAAACUCCUGUCAUUUCUCA